Messenger RNA from Bipolaris maydis ATCC 48331, 1842 nucleotides. The record is from RefSeq and is a predicted model, not a curated record. NCBI's taxonomy places the organism in Eukaryota, Fungi, Ascomycota, Dothideomycetes, Pleosporales, Pleosporaceae.
AUGCCGUCUGGUGUCUUGGUGCUGGUGCUGGUGCUGGUGCUGGUGCUGGCCCUGCUGGUGCGGGUGCGCUGCUGCGAGCGAGGACCGACUGAAACUGCCAGUCUGCCCGACGGCUUUCCCACGCGACGGGCCCGGACAGGGGGGGGGAAGCACACACUCGCCGAUGGCUGCGACUCCAACCUAACUACUGAUCCCGCCAACCGCAACGCCCGGCACCGUCAAGUGGCACUGCUGCAACGCUCCCGAGGGGCGAACCGUUGUCCUUUCCGAGCCACCGCGUCCUCGACGGGCCUGGUGACGUUGGCGACGGGGCAAGAGACGCUGCUCGCUGUCGGCGCGCGCGCACACUUGGGCAGGCCAGAUUGCUUUGGCCCAACAAGCUGGUCGACUGCCUUUUUGCGACUGGCUGCUGCAAAAGGCGCAGGAUCGCCUUGUUGCUUUUGGGCGGCAAAAAGAAAACGUCAAUGGAGGAGGCGGCGGCGGCUGCUGCAUGUCAUUGUGUUAAUCAGGUUCGCGAGCCGUGCGCUGACUGUGUUCUUUGGAGGAGGGGAGCAGCGCGAGGGGUGUCAUGCGGCUUACCUCUCUACCCAACUGGCCCGCGGGUUGCUGCUUGCCCUCGCUUUGUUCGCAGGCAGGUGGUGUCAAGAUCUGGAGAGGAUCAAAGUGCCGGUUCCGUCGUGCGGUCCCUCUUCAACGCUCUGGACAGGUGGGCGUCAUGGCACGUUCAAAUACACGACAUCAGUGCAUCCCAAGCAAAAGUCGAGUGCGGAGCAGCCCUAUCCUUGCGCUCAUCUCGCGCUCGCGACACUACAGCUUCACCAUGACCAGGACCAUUCCUGCAAGCAUGCCCCUCCUGGCUGUCAAGGAGCCAGGGCAGUCAUGCGACCUUGUUUGAGGCGUCUGUGGCGCCUUUGUGCACAGAUGGAGAUCCACAACCCGGGCGACAGCACUGUCGCCAACACAUGUACACACGUAUACAUAACCACGCGCCUCAACGACGGCUCUGUCGCGUCUGGACCAGUGGGCCAUGGGACGUGUCAGCUGGUCGCUCACGUCGCCAUUGUUGCCAGCACUGCCAGGGCGGGCUCGCUCUCCCUUCCGCACACGGCGAGCAGCCUUGCGGAAUUGGAAUUGCAUUGCAAACAUGGCCGGGACGGCGACUCAGCGGUUCCUGGAGAGGUGCUGGGAUUGGGAGGGCAUGGGCCAGUUUGGAAGAGCCAUGGAAGGCCGCUAGAAGGAACAAAGGCACGGUGCAUAAGACGUGUCCUAGCCGUGCAGCGGGCGACAAGUCUGCGUGCCGGCAAAGGGCCCAAGCACAAAGGUGGGUUUGAGACAGCAGAAAGAAGCAUAGCAUUCUCAAUCCCCAAGACGUCUGGCUCUGCUGCAGAGCAGCCUAUUGGCGAGGCUUGUACAGAAUGGCGGAGGCUGGGAGGGGGGAUGCCCUUCUGGCCUUGUGAGACGGCCGUCGACGCCCCUGAAGCUCCGUGGAAACACUUUGGGCUCACGAACGACGCGCCUUUCCCACCCCCCACGAGGCCGCCACACAGCUGUAACCCGCAGAAACACCUGCGACAGGCGGCACGUGGUGCGUUCUCGGACAAGGGCACGACGGCUACGCUGUCUGAAUCUCCCACCGACAUUUCAAAACAUUUGGGCCAUGUAGCUGGACGCAGUUGCGGUGAAGGAGUCGUGGACUGGCCUGGCACCGGGCUGCUUGGGGCGCUCGGUAUGCUUCCGCUAGAUCCGUCUGUGCUUGCGCGUCCCACCCCGGCCAAAGUAUCUGCCGGGGCCCACCAGUCCCAGCCUCACUGUGUUUCGAUCAUCGACACACGUACCCCCUAA